Podarcis muralis (Common wall lizard) is the source of this 1261-nucleotide messenger RNA. RefSeq names its product TATA-box binding protein associated factor 10 (gene TAF10). The record is from RefSeq and is a predicted model, not a curated record. Gene Ontology annotation, molecular function: RNA polymerase II general transcription initiation factor activity; promoter-specific chromatin binding. NCBI's taxonomy places the organism in Eukaryota, Metazoa, Chordata, Lepidosauria, Squamata, Lacertidae. Gene Ontology annotation, biological process: transcription initiation at RNA polymerase II promoter. Gene Ontology annotation, cellular component: nucleus; transcription factor TFIID complex; SAGA complex.
AGGGGUCGGGGGGGGGUCGGGACCCCUUCCGUUCUUCCCCACGCUGCUCGAGUCCCGCCCCGUGAGGAGCAGCGCAGGCGCGCCCCCGGCUCAGCCCAAAGGGCCCCGUCCGCCCCAUCCCGGCCAGCGGAGCCCGACCGAGAGCCCGCUCCUCCUCCUCCUCCUCCUCCUCCUCCUCCUCCGGGGAUUGGCCCACUCCGCCCUGGGCGCCGCCGCCGCCGCUGCUGCUGCCUCUCUGGUGGCCGGGAGUUCCGCAGCCCAACUCGGCCGCCCCCCAGCCCCGCCCCGGGGAGGAGAGCGGAAGUGGCGUCUGCGUGGAGGCCGUAGAAGAUCGGCCCGGAAAAGGAAGCGGCGGCCGCCGCCGCUCAGGCCCCGCCCCUCCACUUCCGGGACCCUCUUCCCCUCCCUCUCGGCUGGGCUCGCGGCGCCUGCGCAGAAGCUGCUCGGAGCGACGCUGCUGGCCGGGGACUCCAUGAGCGCCAUCGGGGGAAGCGGAGGCGGCGGCGGCGGAGGAGGAGGAGGAGGCGGCUUGGAGCCCGACCUCAGCCCGGCCGUCCCCGUCCCCCUCCCCGCCGCCGGGGGAGACAGCGCCAAGGGCAGCCCGGGGCUCGUGGCGGCCGUGGCCGGAGCCGGAGGGGCCGGUGCCUCCUCCUCCUCUUCUUCCUCCUCUUCUUCUUCCUCCUCCUCUUCCUCCUCCUCCUCACUGCUGGCGCAUCCCGCGGAGGCGGCGCCCUCGGUGCCCAACGGGAUCUUCGCGCCGCCUGGAGCAGCCGCCAACGGGGACUCAAAGCCUGCCACCCUCGCCGCCGCCUCCUCCUCCUCCUCGGCCUCCGCCGCCCCGGCCUCCUCUCCCGCCUCCAGCGCCCCGCUGGUUGACUUCCUGCUGCAGCUGGAGGAUUACACGCCCACGAUCCCAGAUGCCGUCACAGGCUACUACCUGAACCGCGCUGGCUUCGAAGCUUCCGAUCCGCGCAUCAUCCGCCUGAUCUCCUUGGCCGCCCAGAAGUUCAUCUCCGACAUUGCCAACGACGCUCUGCAGCACUGCAAGAUGAAGGGGACGGCCUCUGGCAGCUCCCGAAACAAGAGCAAGGACAAGAAGUACACCCUCACCAUGGAGGACCUUGCGCCCGCGCUCUCCGAGUACGGCAUCAACGUCAAGAAGCCCCACUACUUCACUUAGCUGCCCGACCCCUGGAUUCGCUCUUGGACUGCUUCUCUUUCCUCUUGGCUGCUGUACCAUUAAAGUUCUCCCUUUCUUGAG